UCUAAACCCUACUUAUAAGUGUAACUGAUGCACAUUCUUGGAAACGAAAAUCAUUUCUUCUCCACAAAAUUUAUCGUUCCCACCAUAGGAGAAUCUGGAAUCAUCGGAGCAGAAAAGGAAGAAUCGCCGUCAAUCACAUUUGAAUCAAAUAAUAUGAGCGGUUAUCGUCCACUUUUGAAGAAGCCUAAGAUCGAACCAGAGGAAGAGGACCCGGAAAAGGAAGAACAGGAAGAUGAUGGCUUUCCGGAAGAGGAAUCUAAUGAAGAAAAACUGGGGGAGCAGAUUAGGAAUGAGCAGGAAGAAGCACUCGUGGCCUUAAUAGAGCAUCGGACAAAAGAAGUCGAGCACCUACGCCAGCGUAUUAAUUAUUAUAAAUCCCAGCUUGAUGAAGCAGAGAAGAGAUUAGAGGAUACCCAAACUAAAUUAGUUCGUCUUCGAGGAUGGAGUGAAGAAAAAUCAUCUAAAAAUCCAUCUAAUGGUAGGGAUGAGGUUAAAUUUGAAAGAAAAUCCCAAAGCCCUUCUCAGAAACAGUCUCUGCCUCAUCUUCACGAUGCUAUGAAGAAGCCUUCUGUAGAUAAUCCGGACCAUGGAAAUUAUUCCAAAAAACAAAUCCAGCCUAAGCCACCACUAGUGAUUCCCACAGUUAAGGCAAAUGAACCUGGAAAUAAACUGUGUGGUCUACCAUCAACUUCAUCAGCACUUACUACUGCAAAUAGUCUCACAAAGUUGAAGGGUGAAAAAACUCGUAAAACAUCACCGGAGCAGGAAAAUGUGGAAAUUCAACCUAAAGGGACAAAAAGGAAAAUUGAUGAGAAAGAACAUGUAGAUUUGAUUCCAUUGGUUGCAAAAAAGUCUUCACCAGUCACAAUUCGCUGUCAUGGUGGCCCUCUGUUAUCCAGUCAACACAAAAGAAAGCUUCGGAGUCUUGCUUUAUGUCCAACAAAUGAUCAGUUAUUCGUGACCAGUGCGUUGGAUGGAAUGGUCAACCUAUGGCAACUUCAGGGACGAGGGACCCCACAGCGACAAAUCCGGCUGUUUGACCUUAGACUGAGGCAAACGGAGAUUCACUCAUUCGGGUUCAAGCAAGAGAGCAGUGAAUCACAAUCGGCCCUUAUAAAUCAGGCAUGGUCUCCAGAUGGACUUUACAUCUCAUCAGGCUCGGUUGACCCUGUUAUUCACAUCUUUGACAUAAGGUAUAAUGCACAAGUACCAUCCCAGUCAAUAAAAUCUCAUCAGAAACGGGUUUUUAAAGCUGCCUGGCACUAUGCACUCCCUCUCCUCAUCUCCAUCUCGUCCGACCUCAACAUUGGGCUCCACAAAAUUAAUUAAGUCGUUAGUGGCAUUUGUACUCGUUGCUUAUUAU
Molecule: messenger RNA, 1363 nt
Organism: Striga asiatica
Lineage: Eukaryota; Viridiplantae; Streptophyta; Magnoliopsida; Lamiales; Orobanchaceae
Source: the annotation of a GenBank genome assembly